This is a messenger RNA of Dracunculus medinensis (Guinea worm), 597 nucleotides long. The record is from the annotation of a GenBank genome assembly. Lineage: Eukaryota; Metazoa; Nematoda; Chromadorea; Rhabditida; Dracunculidae.
AUGUAUGACAUCGACAUAAACGCGUAUUAUCGCCCAAAAGAACAAUUAGAGUCGCGAACGAGUUCCACGAGAAGCCCAUCAUUAAUAGGUCGCACUGAAACACUUGAUGUGUCAAAAUUAAACAAGCUUUUACAAAUAGUUGAUAAAACAUGGAUCGUUCCUCGAAGCGGAAUCACUGAACCUGUCGGUUCAAACUUUCAGUACAAAAAGACUUGUGCAAAUAUUUACGCGUCUAGAAUUGGUGCUUGCCAACAAAUCGGUUUCGGGAUUAUGUGCUUUAAUUAUUGUUUUGAGAAAGGUGAAAAACUGCAAUUCGUAUGUCAGGAUGCAUCCGAUCCAGCGUAUUGCAGAACCAACUCUUUAUUUGACACAAACCUUAUGAAACACAAAAAUGACCCAUAUAAAGCUAAAGCAUAUAUACAUCAGAAGGGAUGCGUUAAAAAAGGGAUGCGUUGGCUUCGUCUGGCUGCCAAAGGUUUUAAUGGUAAUACUUUAGUAAUUUCACGCUGUUAUGCAACUUCAAUUUGCAACCCUCAAACUGGAAUCUUGAACAGCACAAUGGUUAAUGAAAAUGUUAAGAAGUUUAAAAGAAACUAG